Capsella rubella is the source of this 489-nucleotide messenger RNA. Its product is annotated as cysteine-rich and transmembrane domain-containing protein PCC1. The record is from RefSeq and is a predicted model, not a curated record. The coding region runs from base 63 to 293 and encodes 76 amino acids. Gene Ontology annotation, cellular component: plasma membrane. The transcript has 3 exons. Lineage: Eukaryota; Viridiplantae; Streptophyta; Magnoliopsida; Brassicales; Brassicaceae.
CUUACAUACUCUUAUCCUCUACAUAUACUUUCAAAGAAGAAUCUUAAUUAUUCUGUUCGAAGAUGAGCCAAUCCAGCCAAGACCAAUCUGCAGGAGCUUAUCCUCAGCCGCCAGUGUGUACUGGUCCCUACGUGGCACCACCACCGCUCGGUUACCCAACGAACGACACAAGUCAUGCGACUCAUCAUGCCACUGCGGCUCCGGUCGAGACAAAAUCUAAGGGUGAUGAUUUCUUGAAAAGCUGUCUUGCGACCUUGUUGGCCUGUUGCGUCAUCGACGCAUGCAUCUUCUGAGUUCGGCGGAAUUCGAUUGUUUAUUUGCUAUUUCAUGUAAAAUAGAUUUUUUUCAUUGUACUUUUCUUUUAACCAAAUUAUAUUUUGGGAUUGGCUUAUGACAUUUGGAACUCUUAUUUGAUAGUUUAUUUUUUUUAUUAUUUGGUUUGUAAUUGUGGAAUUUAUUAUAUAAAAAUUGUGGGAGUACUUUCAUAUC